Symbiodinium sp. CCMP2592 is the source of this 963-nucleotide messenger RNA. The record is from the annotation of a GenBank genome assembly. Lineage: Eukaryota; Dinophyceae; Suessiales; Symbiodiniaceae.
AUGUUCGAUUACUUCCAUGUCUAUUUAGUCAAUGGCAUCUUCAAUGUUCUGACAGGGUUUUUUCUUGGAGAGCUUCACAACCAUGGCUGGAAGCACAAUGACAUUGAUCGCUUCGCAAAUGGUUUUACCUGGCCUUCUCGUUUGCGAGGUGCUGCUGCAAAGGAUAUCUUGCAGAAGCGAAAGCCAAGCGAAACCUUGAAGUGUGGAGCCAGCGAGGCUCUGAACUUUAUGCAGCUGCUGCGACUCUAUGUGCUAGUCUUUGUGAUUGAUGCUUUGCAAGCGAUCAAUGCCAAACCUUCAGCAUUUACCCCCCUGGAGUUGCAGCAGCUCAUCAAAAGGCAUCUCGAUCUGGCGAAAAGUCGGUAUGGAGAUGAGUGGUGGGUGCCAAAGUGUCACUUGGCAGGCCAUUUGGCGCUGCAACUGGCCAAGCAUCAGGUCCUCCUCAGCUGCUUUGUGCACGAAAGAAAACAUAAAAUCAUCAAAAAAAUUUCGAAUGAAAUUUUGGAUACAAGCAGAACCUUUGAGAGGAGCAUCCUACAAGAUGUACUCCAUGGUCACAUGGAAAGUCUGUCAGAGGGUGUAUACCUCCCAGGCCAAGGAGUUCGCUUGGUCGACCCUGUGAGACCAGCUCCUGCCAGAUUGCAAACAGAGAUACACAACACGAUCCGGGUCCAGGGUGAAGUCUUCACAGCCAGGCAGGCAGUGCAUGGAGGAAACUUCACCGUGGCUGUCGGCGACUUGGCCUUGAUGGAUCUGGAUGGGGUCACUGCCGUAGGCAAAGUGGCUUAUCAUGUAAUGUGCGAGAAAGUUGUAUGGUCGCACAUUACCUUCUGGACACAUGUCCAUGGCUGUAUGUAUGAAGUCUCCGACGAUUGUGGCCUCGUGCAAACCCGACUGCUCCGGGCCACAUGCCCUUACAGCAUUUCGGGCAAUGCUGCCAUUGUCGCAGUCCCGCAGGUGUAA